This is a messenger RNA of Chaetomium fimeti, 1503 nucleotides long. RefSeq names its product acyl-CoA N-acyltransferase. NCBI's taxonomy places the organism in Eukaryota, Fungi, Ascomycota, Sordariomycetes, Sordariales, Chaetomiaceae. The record is from RefSeq and is a predicted model, not a curated record. The transcript has 3 exons. Gene Ontology annotation, molecular function: histone binding; histone H4 acetyltransferase activity. Gene Ontology annotation, cellular component: nucleus. Gene Ontology annotation, biological process: subtelomeric heterochromatin formation. Bases 97 to 1503 code for a protein of 468 amino acids.
GCGACCAGCAACUUUCUUCGCUCGCCGUUUGCGACUUGAGCUUCCACAAACCAUUCCCAGACUUAACUUAAAUCGAGGUAAACAACAUCGCCAAAAAUGGACUCGAAUGAUGCUUGGUCGACGCCGUCCAACGACGCGCUACUCCUGUCGCUCGUGUCCCCUUCUCCCUCGGGAGUGAAAACCAUCGGCCACAGCUUUCACCCAAAAUUCACAUACUCAAUUUUUGGCGACAGCGAGGAAAUAUUCGGCUACCAAAACCUCGAAAUCAACCUCCGGUACAAUGCGAGCGAUAUGCGGCCGAACUUGUCCAUCACAUACGACAAAAAGUUCGCCGCCAUAGGAGACACGGAGGCGACCGAUGUCGACGCCAUCCUGCGCGAGCUUCUUCCCGAUGUUGCAUUCCAGAAAAAGAAGGAUUUUGAGACGGCGGUAAAGAGUCUCCGGAAAAAUUGGACUCCUCCAGGAAAGCUUGCAACGUCGUUUAACGUGAUCAGCCGCGUUCAGAUCCUCGUUCCGCUAUAUAUCGAAGGCGGGAGCGCCAUUGAUAUGGAUGACCCCGAUGCCGACCGGUGGACCGUCUUCUUUCUGUACCAGAAGAAGGCAGCCUCGAGCGAUGCCGACAUCAACCCUUACGUCUUCGCCGGCUACUCCACAGUAUAUCGCUUCUUCCACUUCCGGUUGCCGACGCCGCCCCAAUCUCCCUCCGAGGCCGACCUAGAGAAAGCGACACUCGCCCAAGACUUCGACCUGUCCGAACUCCCAUGUCGCAACAGAAUCUCCCAGUUCAUCGUCCUACCCCUCUUCCAAGGAAAGGGCCUAGGUCCUAGACUAUACAGCCACAUCUUCGACGACUACAUCAAGCAUCCGCAGACGACCGAGAUCACAGUCGAGGACCCAAACGAGGCCUUCGACGACCUGCGCGACAUCGCGGACCUGCAAUACCUGCGCCAGCUGCCCGGCUUCCAAGCCCUCCGCAUCAACACGGACAUCAACAUCCCCAAAAUCGGCGCCGCGCCGAACAACAUCGUCGACAAGGCGGCGUGCGAGGCCGUGCGCGUCAAGGCCAAGAUGGCGCCCCGCCAGUUCGCGCGCGUGCUCGAGAUGUACCUCAUGUCCAAGCUCCCGGAGCCCGUGCAGCCGGGGAUUUCCCCGGAGAAGGCGGCGCCCGACGCGACCAAGGACCAGAAGCACGAAUACCGCCUCUGGCGGCUGAUGCUCAAGAAGAGGAUAUACAAGCACAACAAGGACGCGCUGGGCGAGCUCGAGAUCCCCGAGCGCAUCACCAAGCUCGACGAGACGGUGUCGAGCGUCGAGUUUGACUACGCCCGGCUGCUGGCCAGGGCGGAGGAGCAGCAGAAGAAUCUGGCGGAGGAGCAGCCCAAGGAGGCGGCGGCGGUGGCUGUUGCUAGUGCCUCUAAUGGGUCAUCGGCGAACGGGAAACGCAAGGCGGUGGAUGAUGGGGAGAAGCUGGCUAGCAAGAGGGCGAGGGUUGAUGAUGAAUGA